AUGCUUAUCGCUACUUCAGUAUGGAUAUUGCCAUACCUCAUCCUAGUCGUCGUCCUAGUCAAAGCGGUUUCGCGACUGCGUUCAACAGUGGCCAAAUUACCCGGACCAAAAUAUACGGCCCUGACUUCUCUCGUCCUCAAGUAUAAAGAGUUCACGCAUGAACGACGGAUAUACAUCCACAAGUUACACCAGAGAUAUGGGCCUGUGGUACGCCUUGCUCCGAACGAAAUCUCCUUCGCCACCGUCGACGCCAUCAAGGAGAUUUACAUGUCUGGAGGGAGCGGGUAUGACAAGACGCCAUUCUACUCUCUUUUCACCCAGUUCAAGACGCGGACUUUGUUCUCAACGCUUCCAAGAGGUGAUCACAGCUACAUGAAGCGGUACCUGGCAGAUCGAUAUGCGAACACCAACAUCAUGAAGCCCGAAAUCUUGGAUGGCAUUUCUGACCAUGCCAGAGACUUUUUGAAUCAGUGCAUGCAAGGAUGCUCUUCCGCCCAGGGGUAUGCUGAUAUCUACGUGCAUCUUCACUGUUUUGCCCUUGACGGUGUAACACUCCAGCUCUUCCAUCCGUACGGCACACACGCCAACAGAACCGAGAAGGAUUAUCGCUUGAUGAAGGAGCUGUCCUAUCACGAUAGCCUCAAAAGCAACUUGGCUCUCUACUACAUGCCGUGGGCGGCAGAUAUCAUCCACUACUUUAGCCCACCUAAACCAGCACCACUGUCCAACGAAUAUGUCCUGAGAACAAGCGAAGCCCCAAGCCCUUCGCCUUUCAGCCUUCUCUCGAAACUCCAGGCUCAAGCCAAAGCCACCAAUAUGCCACAGUACUCAGUGCCUGCGGAAUGCAAAGACCACCUGGCUGCCGGAGUGGAUACCACAGGCGACGCCCUCUGCUUCCUGAUGCAUCAACUGUCCUUGCCAAAUCCUGAAUCUCGGCGGAUUCAAGCACUUUUGCACAAAGAGCUGGCCGACAAUGCCGCAACUCCCUUCGAUCAAUUACCAUACUUAGACGCCGUCGUCAAAGAAGGCCUUCGCUGCUUCCCGCCCAUUCCCAUGUCGAUGCCUCGAUUUGUUCCGCAAGGGGGCAGCACCAUCGACGGUUACUUCAUCCCAGGCGGCACUGUUGUAAGCUGUCAACCUUACACGAUUCACAAGGAUCCCAAUGUGUUCCCUCAGCCGCUGGAAUUCCAGCCUGAACGCUGGCUGGAUAGAGAUGCUCAAGCUCUCGCAGAGAGGAACAGGUGGUUCUUCGCGUUCGGAGUGGGCGGGAGAGGGUGCUUAGGAAGGCACCUUGCGAUCGCAGAGAUGAAGAUCCUCCUUCGGGAGGUCUACUCGCAGUGCCGCACCACGAUAUCAAGUCAGAUGGACAGCGAUAUGGAGAUGGAGGACCAAAUCAUCGCGAGUCGGCCUAAGGGACAGUGUUGCAAGCUGGUGUUUGAGAAGCUGUCGUGA
Molecule: messenger RNA, 1452 nt
Organism: Exophiala xenobiotica
Lineage: Eukaryota; Fungi; Ascomycota; Eurotiomycetes; Chaetothyriales; Herpotrichiellaceae
Exons: 5
Coding region: 1-1452 (483 amino acids)
Molecular function (GO): oxidoreductase activity, acting on paired donors, with incorporation or reduction of molecular oxygen; monooxygenase activity; heme binding
Source: RefSeq, a predicted model, not a curated record